Messenger RNA from Colletotrichum navitas, 814 nucleotides. RefSeq lists its product as uncharacterized. The transcript has a single exon. The record is from RefSeq and is a predicted model, not a curated record. Bases 257 to 733 code for a protein of 158 amino acids. Lineage: Eukaryota; Fungi; Ascomycota; Sordariomycetes; Glomerellales; Glomerellaceae.
CCGGCUGGGUGACACCACCUAGAUGCUUCAUUCGACAUGCAAAAGAUCGUUCGUUACCUCUGUCAGCUCUCGCUCACCCACAAUAGCCACCAGUUAGCUACCUUUACCUCAGAACCUGACUCUCCCUCACCUACAGCCAUUACUGGCCACCCGAGGGCAGCGGGGUUUCCUUUUUUUCGUACUGCAGUAUAUAGUAUUGCCUUCUUCCGUUGCUCUCCCGCCCUGCCCCGAUGUCGGCGCGGUAACCCCCAAUCCAAUGUCCCCUCCAAGCCACCCCUCCACAUCCUCCAUCUUAACCGGUCAUUUGGAGGAACUGGACCCAGGGCAGCGGGGGUGUCAAGUGCAGACAGCUUGCUACACUAGGUUUGCCAUGAGAGAGGGGUACCGGUAUUCGACGGUGUUGGGAGAUCCCUCCACGGUACUGGGGCACUGUUUCCGUCCUGCGACUGCGAGGUGGGAGGUUCCAAGUGCGAGGGAGUUAACCACCGCCGCUCGGUAUCUGCUGGCAAGCAGUGCGCAUCGUGGGCAACGCGCAGGCCGCAGUGCGGAUACAGAUAGCUACACUACAGAUACCGCAUACCAUUCUUGGUCGGGAUCCAGCCUACAUCGGACAGGGGGGGGUUGGCACACUGAUCCGGGGGGAACCUGGUGUAUGUACCUGGGCAAGUCCCUCGGCGUAUCUCUGCUGCGACGCUUGGUUGAUGCACAACUUGGACGUGACGGCACCUGCUGACGAAGGGUACUUGGGCCCCCGACUGGACUUCGUACCUUUUCGGCGCGGCACACGGCGGGUGAAGAGUCCAGCGGGGCGCGG